UGCAUUGCGCGGUGCGCCGGUGAUCCAUUCUGCGCAGCAUUGGCUCAUCUGGAACAAACCUAAUCAGCAAUGGCGCCCACUGCACCUUUCACCCUGCAGUGGCAGACGGAUCAAAUCAUCAAGUGUCUGCUUGAUAUCGAGGACGAGGACAGUCCUCAGUGUCGGUUAUUAGACUGCAACCUGGAGGUGGACAGCUCGUCGGCAGAGAGCCGUGAGGACACUUUUGACCCAGUUGUUAUUGCUGAUAAACUGAGGACUGUGGCUGAUGCCAUGGCUGAAGACGUCCACUUUAGAGCUGCACUGACUGAAAUGAGGCAAGCAGCAGCACAAGAGGUACAAACGGCCUUCGAAGCAGCAUUUAGCCAUGGAGUGGAUGCCAUCUGCCAGACUCAGGUCGCUCAGAGGGCUGAAGUGGUUUCAGAGAUGCAGUUGAUCAAAGCCUCAGUGUCCUUCGGACUUUAUGUCAAGAAAUCCUGCCCAGAGCUGAAACAUAAAAUCCAGAGUGUCAUGUCUUCGUUUCUUACCGCGCGUGUGGGCCCAUGGGUGACUCAGCAAGGAGGAUGGGAAAAAGUGGUUUGAGACUGAAUCUUGCCAAAUCAGCCUCUGCUAUGGAGUAACCAAACCUGAACAACAACAUUUCACCAGAUGACCUUGUGGAGCCACUGUACAAGUCUCUUCAUUUGAAUUUCUGCAUUUUCACACUGACUUUGUUUUAGACAAUCUGGCUCUAAUCCCAUGUUCUAGUGAUGCAAGUGCACUUCACAGGUUAAUGCAAUCAUGUGUGUUAAGACAGUUUAUUGGUGUUCAACUUCUGCUAAACAGAGAAACGAUUUAAAUAAGUCACUUUCACAUUCUCAUAAACAUUCUUUUUCAUCAGAAAACACUUGAAUGAUAUUACUGAUAUGUCAGUAAUAUCUUUCUCCACUACAUCACUGCUUGUGGUUUGUCUCUUUUUGCUUGCCUUCUUUUUUACAAAUCAUAGUACAAAAAAAGCUUUUGCCAAAUCAAUGGUAUUUCUUCAGUGAUAAUUUGCAACAAUUAAGCUGUUGAACUGACCAUGUUCACACUUUGGCAUCCAUGUGUGUCUAAACUGUUUACUCAAUAAGGAUAUGCUGUUUUGGAAGCUCAAUCCAACUGUGAAUUCAUGUAUUUCUUUUGCUUAUUUUUGCACAAAAUAGACACGGGUAAUUUCUUAAGCUUUUGAACCCUGUUUUUUCUUUAAGUCUGCAGAAUGUCUUAAUCACAUUCAGUUAGAGUCUGCAUAUACUUCUAGAAACAUUUUACACUAUGCAUGCUAUUUUUAAAUUGAGUGAAAUAUUAAAACCCAAAUGUAAACAUGAACUGUCAUCAUUUUAUACAUUGUUGUUAAGAGUUAUGUGGGACACAUUUGGUAUGUUUGGAAAUGUUAUCUUGCAAAAGUCCAGCAAAUUAUUUAAAAUAAAUGUUUCAUAGCAGCUUUGCAAGCAACUUGAUUAAAAGGGCACCUUUUCUCUUUUGGUAAUGUUUGUAAUGAUUUUAAUAAAAUGGGAAAAUUUGAAAUGAUUUGUGAAUUAUUUGAUUC
This is a messenger RNA of Anoplopoma fimbria (sablefish), 1561 nucleotides long. RefSeq lists its product as uncharacterized. The record is from RefSeq and is a predicted model, not a curated record. The transcript is spliced from 4 exons. The coding region runs from base 70 to 579 and encodes 169 amino acids. Gene Ontology annotation, biological process: regulation of apoptotic process. Lineage: Eukaryota; Metazoa; Chordata; Actinopteri; Perciformes; Anoplopomatidae.